CUUGUUGUUCUUGCUGUUGUUUCUGUUUACCUGCUUGUCCUUCUCUCGCACACCACUGGCAAGUCGACUUCCACUUUCUAUCCUGCACACCAAAAGCAGGACACAUACCCUCAACUCUCGAUGAGAUCCGCAACGCCAACAGAUAUUCGGGACCCGAAGAGGAAUUUCGACAACCCAUAUGAUGCACGAUUUGGUGUACAAGUUUCGAUCACAGGAGGCGACAAGCCCAAAAAGUCGACCUUGGCCGAACGAGCCGCCAGAUUUGGACGUCACGCAUUUGGGAGCCGUUCUGCAUCUGCCGGAUCCAACUUUGAGUCUCAACGACCAUCUCUGCCAGGGCAUUAUACUGCGAUGAAGAAUGCCUCGGGCUUGUCUCGAGAAGGAUCCAGACUCAGCGCCAGCGCCAGCACAAGCUCACUGGUUUCACAACGCUCAAAAACAAGGAGCAUGCGCGACUCAGUGGCAUCGAGCAUCUACGACGAACCCGAGACAACAGAUCCUGCACCUCCGUUGAAGAUCGCCAAAAAGGCCAUAGUGCCACAGCUACCACCUAUCUGUUCCGAGAGCGACUUGUCGUCCCUGCACACUGCGACUGGACGUCACUCAACGGAUAGCAACGACUCUACGAGGACCGUCACCCAGCCGAGACUCGAGCCAUCCAGGAGCCACUUCAGUUGGACGACAUAUGCAGAGACAGAGCGCAGCAUUUCACCGACCUCGUCUUACAUUGGAGACACAAGUAUCGCACAGGAGCCAGACAGCCGCUUUAGUUGGACGACGACAAGCACCGACACGAACUAUCAACAAGACACACCGCCCUUAAGCCCAACCCCCACGCCACCCGGCUCGAUCAUGUCGCGGCGCCGCCCUGUACCUGGCAGGGAGACAGGUCUUCCUCCAAAGAGGCACGACAGCAUGGGCGAUGUGCAAGACUUACAUGAAACGAGAUACGACAAAGUGCUGCCCCAGCCACCGAAGACAAGACAAGAGCGCGAUCACGUGGAUGAGCUAAUGUCGCGCUUGGAAUCAUUAGAGCUGCAAAAACAGAACAUGCAGAAACUCUUCAAAGACCUGGAAAAGAUAGAAUCAGCUAGUCCAAUUGAGGUGUCUGAAAGAAUGCGACGAGAGAAUCGCAGAAAAAUGGGCGAAGUGCAGACUAGGCAAGACGAGGUACAGAGGGAGUUAUUCGAGGUUGGAAGACUACUCAGCAGAGCCAGGGCAAAGGCUGAAGAGGCGAAUGGAAGUACAGGAUUGUGGCUUCGUCGUGUUACAGAUUGAAGGAAGCAUCCAAGGCGGUGCGGGACACCAGACUCCUACCAGUGUUGUCAUUUGCAUACUUUCCUGCUUCUCUCGGAGCUGGUGAGGGCGAACUCGAUUCAAAGUUUCGAGCAGUCGCCAGACUGACUGCAUGGA
Aureobasidium subglaciale EXF-2481 is the source of this 1413-nucleotide messenger RNA. RefSeq lists its product as uncharacterized. NCBI's taxonomy places the organism in Eukaryota, Fungi, Ascomycota, Dothideomycetes, Dothideales, Saccotheciaceae. The transcript has 3 exons. The record is from RefSeq and is a predicted model, not a curated record. Bases 121 to 1278 code for a protein of 385 amino acids.